Calypte anna (Anna's hummingbird) is the source of this 3224-nucleotide messenger RNA. It is a transcript of the gene CX3CL1, whose product is annotated as C-X3-C motif chemokine ligand 1. Gene Ontology annotation, biological process: neutrophil chemotaxis; positive regulation of GTPase activity; monocyte chemotaxis. Gene Ontology annotation, cellular component: extracellular region. The transcript has 3 exons. Lineage: Eukaryota; Metazoa; Chordata; Aves; Apodiformes; Trochilidae. Bases 151 to 1449 code for a protein of 432 amino acids. Gene Ontology annotation, molecular function: chemokine activity; CCR chemokine receptor binding. The record is from RefSeq and is a predicted model, not a curated record.
AACAAACACGAACCCUGUUCCAGGGCUUCAGAACCCGGGAAUGAGCCACGGCAGCCGCCUGGCUCCGAGGGAUGCCAUAAACCUUUGGGAGAGGGAAAAAUCCUGCCCGGGAUCCUUCUCUGUGAGCCGGAGUCAGCUUCCCACGGGAAGAUGAGAACCGUGCCGCUCCUGGUGCUCUGGGUGCUGCGGGUCCUGUGCGUGGUGACCCCGGGGGGAGGGCAGCCCAAAGCACCCCUGAAGUGCUCAGCAGAGUGCAGGCACUACAGCUCCCGGGUAGCGGAGAAGCGGAUCAGGAGCUACCGCCUGACCGAGCCCCAGUGCUCCCAGCGAGCUGUCAUAUUUACUACUCUGAAGUCCGUGGAGAUUUGUGCAGACCCAGAGGCAGAGUGGGUGAAGAAGAUAGUAGAGAAACUGGACCAGAAGAAAGCUGCAGCCUCCUCACUUCCACACAAAGUCACCUCAGCUGUGGCACUGGAGGACCCUGGUGUUUUCCAGAAACAUGUUGGGCAUACAGCAAUGGCUCCAGCUCAAGCCUCUGCCCCUUCUGGUUUCUUCCAAGGGACUGCCAGGUCCCCACCAGUCUCUCAGGACACCAGCCAGCACCAUGCAGAAUUCUCCCCUGGGACACAGGCAGGUGCUGCCCACUCUGCAGUCACUCCAGAAGCAAACAGAGAUUCCUUAAAAUCUCCUGAACCUUCCCCAACUCUUGCAGCAGACUGGGUCUCCAGCCAGCCCACCCCACACCCCACAGAUCCUCCUCAUGGCUUUCACAGUGCCGCUGGAUACACAGCAGGACAUUUGGGCCAUGGCACAAGUGCUGUGGGUGCUGUUCCAGGCAUCACCUCUAGCUCAGAUUCAGGCCCCGUGGCCAUUGCUGAAGUAUCAGACCAUCCCCAGCCCAGCAAACCCCUGGAGCAUGGAAGAUCCCAAGCACCAGCCCCUGUUCCUGGGACUUUUCAGUUCCUGGGCAGCAUGGAGACCACCACAGUCCCAGCCACACCACUUCCACCAGAAAUUCCUUCAGUUUCUGCUCAGAACUCCACAGCUGCUGCAGACAAAGGUCCUUCUGUCCCUGUCAGCAAGGUUGGCAGUUCCUCUGCAGAUGCUUUUGUCACCAGAACGUUUGAUUCUUCAUCAGCUGCAGGGAAGGAAGAGCCCCCAGGUCCAUCAGCUUUCCCUGGCCAAGGGUACCCAGACCAAGCUGGUCUGCAGGUGAGCACAGAGAGAGCAAACAUUCUGCCUCCUCCCAGCCUCUGGUCAACAGCUCAGACACACUUUGUCAUCCCAGGGGCUGUGGCUGCUGGUCUGAUAGCUUGCAGUGCUGCUGUGGUGUGGUUGUAUCUGAAGUUUGGAGUCAAAGCAGAAGAAACAUCAAGAGAAAUGGUACAGGGUUUGCUCUACCAAAGGGAGAGACAGCAAAGCAAUGUCUACCCCAUGGCAGUAAUCUGAAUGCUUCAUAGUCUGGACAUUUUGGGGCUAAACUACCCUUGUGUUGCUGCAGCUGCUUAAGCUGAGCAGGUGACCAGUACGAAGCAGGGCAGGCAAUAAAAAUGCCAGAGGAAACUGAUGUUUUUCCAGAGCAGAAUGUCUAAAAGUGUAGAUAACUGAUAACUGAGCAAUGGGGGUAUUUGGGAAAUAUGAAUGAGACUAUUUUUUUCUUCUGGCACUUUUACAAAAGAUGUUGCUUGGUGGCUCUUUGCCAGGGGGGGAGCCAAAGUGAAUUUCCAGAUUGCUGUUGGGAAUUUCCCUGUGUUUAAUCAUGGCCCAGCUGAGGAGUUUCCCACACACACACCCCCACACUGCUGGACUUGAGCUCAGCUCCCUUGAACAACCUGGACACCAAAACCACACAACUUUCACUUAGCAAACUCCACUGCUUUGUUCCUUGCACUUCCCUGCUCUGUAUCCAAGGCUGAUGCUGGUGGUCAGCUGGGAAUUGUCUCUCCUGGGGCCAAAUCCCCCACUGACUCUGGCUGGGGGCACAAGGGAAAACCUCUGCAGACACCCCCAGCCGAUCCCUGGAAGGAAAGUUCCACAUCCAGAGGAGCUGGGAACCCUCAGUUCACCUCCUCCACCCAUCUCAGCCCAGCAGUUGCUGGAAAAGCAGUUUCUGGGCAUCUCUUCCUGCAGGUUUGGUCUGAGACCUCGUUUGUGGCAAAUCAGCUGCAAUAAAACCCUUCUGCCAAGUGAUGUGUCCAGCAGCAGGGCAGGAUGCUGUGGAUGAGCCUUUGCAAAUAGGAGGGAACAAGAAGUCAGACAGUAAUUUUGCUGUUCCUGUGACAGUGUUGGAGGGAUUUUGCUUUCUCUGGAAGCACAAAGCCCAGGAACCAGGUCUCCUGGAGAAGCUGAGUGCACUUCUGGGUUCAGUCAUACAGGAAUGACCCCACUGCAGCAGAUGGACAUUUCCUCUGCUCCAGUGUUCUCUCUAAGGACAUUUGCUGGUCCACAAAAAAAAGCAUAAGAUGCUUGACCAGGGUCCUGUGCUCUGCCCACAGUUUAGGUUUUCUUUCUUGUACAGCACUGAUUACCAGGCUGUUAAAACCCCAGAACCAUCUCAGGCUUUUUUAACCCAAGUUGGUUUGGAUUUUUACACAUCCAGACAUUGCUCUGUGUGAGCAUCACCUGUGGUCAGCUCCUGAAAGCCCUGAAACAGUGACCUCAGUGUGCAUAUUGCUGGAGCAUGCAGAGGCUGCACAGUAUGAUGCUUGGUGUUAGAGAGAUCUAUCAAGGGUCAGAUCCUUCUCCAACCAACCUCAGUGGAUCAGAUCCCAGAGUAUAAACAUGCACAUAGAAAAAGAGAAAGCAAAAGCACAUAAAUAAGCCAGAUAAUGAAAGUGAAAAGGCUGGGCCAGCAGUAAAGCAGAGCUGGAGGAAGGUGUCCUGUUCCAUCCAUCUGAUCCCACUGUCAGGGACAGGAUCCACCCUGGAGCUGGAGCUGGGAGGCUCCAAAGUGUUUGUUUUCUGCUUCUCUUACUCCUGCAUUUGGUUUGCUUGAGCAAGGGGAGCCAGGGCUUUGGCUCAGGCUGUGUGGGUACAAACUGCAACCAGAUGGAUCCCAACCAGGAAUUGGGGCGGAAGCUCCUCCUGUGCAGCUGUGUCCCAGCACCUGGGGUGAGUUACCUGGAGGGUUUGUGGCCCAGAGGUUUGUGAGGCUCUGUGCCAGGGCACUAUUUUUAUAUGAAACACUGGCAAUCUUAUUUUUGUAGUAAAGUUUUGUAGCCGUG